Molecule: messenger RNA, 6730 nt
Organism: Vespa crabro (European hornet)
Lineage: Eukaryota; Metazoa; Arthropoda; Insecta; Hymenoptera; Vespidae
Gene: pwn
Exons: 15
Coding region: 1768-5655 (1295 amino acids)
Molecular function (GO): Notch binding; calcium ion binding
Source: RefSeq, a predicted model, not a curated record
CGAUAAAUGGGUACGAACGUAAUAGGACUCGCGAGAGAAGAGAACACUACGAUUAAGGUAGUAAUUAUUCGGUAGAAAAUGGUACACCUAUAAAUUCGGUUUACACGCGUAUGUAUCCUAUGUAUUUAUUACGUAAAGUUCGAAGCCCGAAAGAACUGCAUUCCGUUCUCAAAGUGACGACGUCUGCCUCACGAUUUGCCUACAUUCUCACGCUUCUUCUAUGUAUCCGACGACUUUGAAAGAAUUUCUAAUACUCUUCUAUGCAUCUCCGUUACUUCUCACUGCUAUACCUAAUAUUAUAAUGAGAGAAUAUAAUUAUAUAUAAACGAGAAUAUAAUUUUCUACAUGCGAUGUUGCGAGUACUUGUAAAUUCGUGAAUGUUAUCGCGAUUGACGGCUGGAAAAGAGAGAGAGAGAGAGAGAGAGAGAGAGAAAAAAAGAAAAGAACAGAGAAGAAAAAAUCAUCGAUUAGAAUAAACAGUUACACAUUUUAAUAGGAAAACGAUAUACGGUUAGUUUAAUUGCGCGGAUUUCAAAUUCGUGGCUAUGAUAGAUUUUAAUGACCAAUUAGCGAUAGAUCGUCGCUCUUUAGCUUCGAAGGAAUCAGAACUGAAAAGGAACGCCGCGUGAUUAUCUGAUUUCUUAUCAAACACGAGUUUAAUUUCGCGAGGAUUCCUUUCUUCAAUUAGAUUCUCUACUUCGUAUCUCAGUAAAAAUCGUGAUGGCAAAGUGUAUCGUAGAAACGAUUAAUUAAACGGGGUUGAAUGGUUUCAAAGGUGGAAUUUGGGUCGGACUUUAUCGAUGCGUGCGACAUAAUAUAUCUGGUAUAUGUGUGCAAUGGUCAUUAUAGAAAAUUUUAGUUUCACUUAAAUUACGUCGCGCCUCGUUUAAUCGAAUGGAGGAGACCGAAGAAAUUGCCGCUGUUCUCUCGUUCUUAUAUUCGCACUUUCUAUGCGGUUAUGAGUUUCUUUGAAAUAUUCUUGAUAGAACAUCUAUUCGCUGGAUUAUAACGCUCGAUUAUAGCGUCUAUCGAUACUUGCAAAAAAUUCUCGCGCGAUAAAAUGAAUUAAGUGUACGAGAUGAAAUAUUACCGACACUUAAAAUGAUUACAUAUGUCGGUAAAAUGAUCGUCGGUAAAUGAUCAUCGAUAAUAUAAUAACCGACCGACAUUAUACCGACUCGCGGUCCUUUUAAGGAAAUUUCUUAACUCGAUGACUUUGAUAUCCUUGCUACCUCUCUCCGUGAUCGCUAAAGGUGCAACGAAAGGAGACGCUAUAAAACGAUAUAGUUCAGGAUGAUGGUACUCGAUAAAAAUAUUGGAUAAUGAGCAAAAUUUUGAAUAAUGAGCAAAUUUUGAAUAAUGAGCAAAAGGGAAUAGCGGCAAAUAAGAAUUUGACAGUAGUACGCUACUAAUAGAAUAUCUUUGAAUAUAGAAAGAGUAGGUAUGUAAGAGUAGAAUUUACCGAUAUAUUCUUCAUACGGUAUACGUAUCGUCAUACGAACGAACGAACGAACGAACGAACGAACGAACGAACGAAAGCAGAAAAAAGACGGAAAGAAAGAGAAAGAAUCCAGAGUAGUUGUACUUUCAAAGCCGCGUCACAGCAGCGUCUCAAAGCGGCCGUUCGAAGAGUUCGAUACACCGGCCUCGAGAAUGUCAACCGCUCGAGUACCGUUCGUUUCGACAAUCGUUCGUCGAUCUCGUCGAUUUUUUGCUCCCACCACGUUAGAUCGAUUCACUCGUCCGUUUGCCCUUUGACGGAAAGAUAUGACAGAAGAAGCAGCUACCUUGGCCAUACAAAACGAUCGAACCUCCUCUAGAUCGUCUCAAGAUGAUCCGGUUUUAAGUGCGAGCUCUUACACGGGUCCUCAAAGGACGACCUUGAGUUCCGAUCGACGGGACGAGUCGUUGACUUUUCACCGAACUUCUCCUGUUUUUCGAUUGGAGACUUCCAAGAGCGUCUACAGUUACGAUAAUAAAAAUGAAAUCAGAGAGUCUCGUUCCGAAGAACCGAUAGAUCAGUUGACUUCUUCAAAGCACGUCGAUCAUAUAGACGGUAAUAACAUCGAAGUGAAGUCCGGAGAAUAUUAUCGCAAUAUAAUACCAACGACGAGUCGAUCGAUUUCGGGGGAAGGACAUGGGGCUCCGCAGGGACGGAAUCUCUUGACGGAGCCCCAUCAGCCGGUUGGAAUCCAAGACCGACCAGUACUCUAUUUGCAAGGAAUAGACCAACCAAGACAACCUCGCCAAGAGAAGAUUUAUAGCGAACACGCGCCACCGCCUAUUCUACAAACUGCCUUGCCUGGUAGACAAGCCAAUCCUGAUAUUCAGGACAUCAUUACGGGUAUCGUAAAACUUUUGAACGGGAAUGUCAAUGUGGCUGCUAAUACUGUAAGACCGUUGAGGCCGAUCCAAGCGACGAGGAUCAACAAUAGAGGACCGCCGAGAAUUUCGGACGUUCCUCCUUUACCACCGGACUUUGAUACGCCUGGUAUGAAUCCUCCUCCUCCACCGGACACUCCUUAUCCGUUUGACAAGCCACCGAGUCCUGAGAGGCCUCUGAUCAAUCAGUUACCACCGGAAAGGCCGAUCAGGCCUUUCUUGAACGGUGUACCUUUACCGGAACAAAUUGUACCUUCGGGAAAUCGUCCUUGGUCCUGGAACAGGCCUGGUGUUCAUAGACGACCAAUUCCAGCGUACAAACCUCUACCAGCGAAUUUAGAUUCUAGCUUCCAUCGGGACAAGGAUCAUCUGAGCAACGAAAAGCACACCGAGAAGCCGCAUUUUGAUUUGAACCCAGAUCAACAGCAGAUUGAACUCAAUACGACCAACGAGUCUGCGAACGUGGACGAUGGCAUCGCGACGAAUCACAAAACGAUAGAAAAUAAAAUAGGAAAUAGUCCUAACCAGGAGGAGCAGGAAAGUCCUGCGAAUCCAACGAAGAAAGGAGAACACGAUGAUUUUACGAAAAAGAUACACAAGUAUCAGUCUCACAUGAAGGAUAAGAUAAAUAACGACAAUACUCUCGUGUUGGGUGCCGAACAAGAGGAAAAUGAGAAUCAACCUAGCAGCGUGAUACGAUAUACGGAUUUUCCAAAACCCGUCAUAUCUUUUAACAGUCAAACCAAGGACACGAAGAUUACGAAAACGAGUCAAGUCGCGAUAUCUUCGGUCGUCAACUCGAAGAACGAAGAAAGCAAACUCGACGUUGCGUUUUCGAGUAGCAUCAAACCUACGAAAUCGUUCCCAACGAGCACUUUGAACGUUGAAACGAGCUCGUCGGUACGAGUGAUCGAACCGACGCCAACAAGGACGGACGUUCGGCCUACUUCUGUCCCUUCGAACGACGAUUCGAGUAAACCUUUCGAAACGUUGACAACGACGACGACGACGACGACGACGACGACGACGACGACGAAGAUUACAACGACGACGGAAUUAGAGCCGAGUAGUACGUUUACCGAAUCGGGAAGCAUAGAAAUUAGAACGACUUCUUCGACGCCAACGGAGAGUUUACCUACGACGAUUGUCAAAACUAUGAGCACCACUCAGAAAAGUAUGAUUCAUUCUUCGAUGAGCAGCAUCUUUUCGAAAAAUACAGCUCCUACGGAUCGAUAUUCCUACCGACCUCGGCCUGGAAUAGUACUAGACGAUACCUUGGACUACACGGGAACCCCAGGAUUGGCUACGCAAAGACCUUACCCUUCGCCAAGACCCACGUCCUUGGUCGACAUAUUCGACGUCACCGUUUCUGCGGUUCAAGGCCCUGGUGGAAGUUCUGGAGAUGGCGUCAGGGUAUCUAUAAACGGAGGAAACGCCGAUGUUAUUCUCACUUCUGCCGUGGAAGGUCAAGGGUUUGUAAGUAUCGACGGUAAAAGGACCUAUCUGAAUUUGUUCGAUAAUACCGAUCGAACUUCUACAUCCUCGCAAGUGAUACCUCAACCAACUAGAACUCAGCCUCCGCAUGUCGUCGGCACCGGUCUAGCGAUCCCGCAACCUGACACUCCGAGCAUCAAUCAACGUCCUGCCUUAUUGUCACCAAGACCGAAUUAUCCAAAACGACCGACUCAGCCUCCCGUUAGGAUAGACACUUGUAUAGUUGGCGAUAGUAGUACCUGCGAUGCGAGUCAACACGAGGCAUGUGCAACUAUUCAAGGUGUAUCAGCGUGUCACUGUAAACCAGGAUACGCGAGAUUACAACAUUCUCUCCCAUGUAAAAAAAUCGUCAGUAUCGUGGUAUCCAUUAGGAUAGACAGAUUUUACGAUAGAAAGGUUGUCUGGGAUCGUGGACUCGCUGACAAGGAUUCCGAAUCUUAUCAAACAUUGGCUUUCGAAGCAAACAGAGCCAUCGAGUCUGCGAUGUCUAUGACGCCUUUCUCGGACGAGCAUAUGGGAUCGUCUGUAAAUUCUGUAUAUCAAGGUGACGUGAGUCAAGGACAAGGAGGAGUCUUUGUAAAUGCUACCUUGAAACUCAUCUAUGAACCGAGAACGGUGCGACCUAGUUUGGCUGGCGAAUUGCAGAAACAACUUCUCGGCGUUAUUCAUAGAAGAAAUAAUAAUAUUGGAAAUAGCGCGCUGUACGUCGACAGUCCUCGCGGAUCGAUAUCCAAUUUGCAAGACUUGGACGAGUGUGCAUCCUCGGAAUUAAACGAUUGUCACUCUUAUGCAACUUGUACGAACACGUGGGGUGGUUUUACCUGUACUUGCAAUCCAGGAUUGAAAGAUCCCCAUAAAGAUGAUUCGAACGAAGCUGGUAGAUCCUGCUUAUCUUGUCCUUCGACUCAUUGCAACAACCGAGGGACGUGUUCCUAUCAAAACGACCAGAUGCAAUGCGCAUGUACUGGUAAUUACUAUGGUACUCAGUGCGAAGUCGACGGCGAAGUUUUGGGCGUUGCGAUAGGUGCCUCUGUCGCGGCCUUAAUAAUCAUAGUCUUAACUUUGGUUUGCCUCGUGAUGUGGAGUCGGAGAUGGUCGCGCGAACAAAAGUCCGUCGGUUCGCCCGUUUAUGGAUACAUUCAAGGUGGAAUACCUGGGACGCUUCCUGGUACGUUGGCUAGAGUGGGCUCGGUUGGGACUUUAGCAUCGGUGAAGCAAGGACCACCGCCUAAUUUACCACCCUAUAUGUUGGCACAUUUUGCCGAUCACAUGGCAACCGCGAAUAUCUAUGCCACCGAACCUAUGGGCCCGACAAGACCGAGCUCUGCAAUGUUCGGUUAUCCACCGAUCAAUGUUCAUGGAACGUUACCUCCGGUUCCAUUACCAAGACUUCAAGCUCCGCCAAGGCCGAGACAAAGACAUCAACCGGAUCCGGAUAGUUCGGACUCGGAACCGCAGGACAAGGAUAGGGCCGAUUUGAUACCACAGAGCAACGGGUUCCACGUGCCCAGGCCAAAGUCCAGAUCGUCUUUGGCGGUGAGCAUAACGAAACAACGUGUCUUCUCACGAUAUAAUAUUUUACUUGCACUUAAUCCUAUCAUUCGUGCAGGUCGUCGCUUUAUUUUUACAUUAUUACUUUCAAGUUGCAUAUCUUCUCGUAAGAAAGUCUUUUCUUUUCCUCAUUUUAUAGAAUCAAAGUGGAAUCUACAACGACGUGGAGUACGAUCAAGGCGAUGUUCAGCACCUGUCCAAAAACAAUAUACCAAUGUCCACCUAUAGACCGUAUUAUAGAACGUGAAAUUGUAAUAUGAGUCGAUUUUAAUCGACUUUCAUACAAUUUCAAGGAAAUAGUCUUUAAAUGGGAGAAAAAAACGGAAGUUAUUGGCCCUGGCUCGUGAUAAGUGUCUUCCGUGUACGCAUUACGAUGCGAGAGAACUGUAAAAUAAUAAAAAAAAAAACGAGACUCUACGUAUUAAAAUUAUUUAAGCGUAAAUACGAGCAGAGUUUCAAUGGGUGUUCCCUUGCGGCGAUGGAUGUAUUUUGCGAAGCUUCAUUUUUAGAAUUUCUCUUUCGACGAGUAUACAACAAGUAUACGUUGGUUUCGAUGGCCAAUAUACAAAAGUUUAAAACGAUUGGAAGAGUUAAUGCUAUAAUCCAUUACGUAAUUUUUGUAAUUACAUAUUAUAUAUUUUUUUUUUUCAAGUUGAAUACAAUAUACAUUUUGAAAAGUUAACUAUGUCAUCACUUUUUCAUUGCCCCUUCCCAAAAUAAAAGUUGUGGAAAAAAUUUUGGUAUGCGUAGCUUCUUUAAUUUUGUUUCUAUGUAGAUAAACGAGCAAAAUACAUCGAAGCUUUUACGUUUCGCAAAUUUUUUUAUUCGUUCACUUAUAAUUCCUAUCACGAAAAAGAAAAUUACGAUCGUUGAAAUUCUAUUGGGGAACUGAUAACGUUUUUAAGAUUAUGCUCAUAUUUCUUUUUCUUUCUAACUUUCAAUGAUACUUAAUUACGAUAAAAAGGAUAUUCGAAAUCAAGAAAAAGAGAAAGCUGGACAGAAGGGGAGAGGUUGGGGCACGUGAUGAUCUACGAAGAAUACAAGUACAUUUAUAAUUUUUAAGCUGAAACAAACGGAGUGCAUCCAUUUAUUAUUAUAAUAACCUAUGGAUAAUCGAAAAGAGAAAUUUUAUUUUAAAUAAGUUUUUCUUACGUUCUUCCUGCAAACAUGCGAAAAUCGUGGCGAGAGGCUUUUUCCUUUCAUUUUCGAGUCUCGGCACUUGUAUAGAUCGUAAAGUGAUAAUGAUGAGAAUAAGUUACCGAACGUCGACGUAUAUAUAUAUAUAUAUCUAUAUGUAUAUAAA